AUGGGUAAAGCUACGGGUGUGGUAACGACAACACGCAUUACACACGCAACACCUGCAGCUGCAUACGGGCACGCAGCGAGCAGAUAUUGGGAGAGCGACGAUAAAAUGCCUGAAGAUGCUAAAAGUGCUUGUCUUUUCGAACACGGUCAUCUUUCUUACGAUUCGGAUAGAGAUACAGGACCAAAUGGUGAGCCAUCAUUGGCAAAUAUGACAAGAAAAGCUAUCGAAAUUUUGAGAAAAAAUCCUCACGGAUAUUUUCUGAUGGUUGAAGGUGGAAGGAUCGAUCAUUCACAUCACUUUAAUAAUGCUCGCAGGGCAUUAACUGAUACUUUAGCAUUUGAAUAUUCUGUUGUCACUGCUCUCGAGAUGACAAAACCAGAGGACACGCUAAUUGUGGUCACUUCAGAUCAUUCGCACGUUUUCACUUUCGGUGGUUAUCCCAAGAGAGGAAAUCCAAUUUUUGGUGUAGAUGAUAAAGUAUCUGACGUUGACGGUAUGCCAUAUACCACCUUGUUAUAUUCGAAUGGACCAGGAUAUAAUAAGAAUCACCCGAAUGGCAGAGAAAAUAUAUCUGGAAUUAAUACGGGAGAUAAAAAUUACAUACAGCAGUCGGCAGUUCCUCGUAGAUGGGACACUCACGGUGGAGAAGACGUACCAGUUUACGCUCACGGACCCAUGUCUCAUCUAUUUCGAGGGGUGUUCGAACAGACGUACAUUCCGCAUGCGAUGGCCUACGCUGCGUGUAUAGGUCCAGAGAAAGAUAAUUGCCAAUUUAGAAUGGAAUCGCAUACAAAACGAAUCGAAGCGUGCAGACCAGCAGAACUAAGAAGCCAAGCUGGAAAAAAGUUUUCUAAUUUAUGGUUAAUGAUAAUGUUAUUGAGCAUCGUCGUUGGUACUUGACAUUGUUCGAGAAACGAAUAAAGUUUCUUGGAUAUUAAUUUAUUGAAGUAAUUUAAACUACAUCUGAAGUUUGAAACAGUUCUCGACAGUUUGAGUGUACAAAAGAAUACGAGCAUGAAGUAAAUUUCAUAGAAUGUGUAUUAUCAAAAGCUAUUUAACUGAAGAAUAAAUUAGUAAAGGCUGUAACACUCGAAAAAUUCGAGAGUUAAAAUGCAUCUGAAGAUUCAUUCCUUUAAGCUUCCAAUCGAUGAUGGGCCAACCUUUUUGUUUUUUAAUUGUAAAAAUACAUGAAGAUAAGAGCUGUCUAACGUCCGUAAAUUUUUUUGUGUGUAUCUGGAAAUUAGAAAAUGUAAAAAAAUUAAGUAUAAAAUAAAGAAAACAAGAAAAAAAGUUUUUCACCAAAUUUAUGUAUUUUUAAUCGUUUCAAAUGCAGAUUUAUGCCAGAACAUCAAACUUUUCUGUCACAGAAAAGAAUCGAGGGAAAUCUUCGACUUGAGAUCGCAAAUACACAAUACAAAACAAUACAUUAUUCGCUUAAAUACGCUUAUUCGGCUUAAAUACAUUAUUUUUUAAACGCGUAUAUAUACAGAAUAACUAAACAUUGACACUAUUAACUAGGGCCUCGUGUUACGAGUGCCUCAUAAGUUUACACGUUUCAUUAUUUGGUACCGGAGAAGGGCUUGUUACAUAUUACAUCUUAGGCUACAUCGAAUCUAAAUCCAGUCCUAGUCACUGUAUGAAAUAGACUAAACAAUAGGUAGAUUAGAUUGGAUUAUUUGUAUAAGGCACGUGGACGUGGACGAUCUGUCGAGUUGGGAGGCAUUUUAUAUGGAAAUCUGGUCCCUAUUUAGGUGUUACAAACGUGAAAAAACCGGAAGACCUCCACGUUGACCAGGAACGAACCCACGACCAACUAUCAGCAAUCAGUGGUGGGUACAAUAAUAAGUAGACCUAACGAAUGAUGGAGCGUGUUAUUAUAGGACAGUGUAAUUUUUCAAUGGUCUUUAUACUUAUUAAAAAGGUUGAUUAAUUAACAGAUAGAGCAAUUUGAUAAUUUACUGCGUGUCGUACAAAUGAAAACAAUAUGAGGAAGACCUUAAACUAAUUUAACUUUGCGUAGGAGAAUAAAAUAUCCUGUAUUUAUUCGAACGUUCUGUACAAAUAAGUACAAUCAAAUACGAAGGUAAAGGAAAAUUUUCGCUUAAAUUCCGUUCACAGUAAAAAAAUUCUGUAACACGUGUAUAAUAAAAUAUACCCAUUGCAUUCUAGUUUAAACUCUUUCCAAUUUUAACUUAAAAAGUAAGUAAUGCUUUCUAAUUUAUUACAUUUCUUAUUAAGUAGAAUUAUAUAUUUCAUACAAAUUUUAUAAAACGAAAUACUCUGAAUGUAUACAUAAUAUGCCUAAUUAAAAUAAUUGAUUGAAUAUGUGAUUCUGGCUGUGGCACCCAUAAAUUAGAGCCUGUAACCUAGUCUACUGAUCAGCCAAGGAUUGCGAACGAUGCAGUUGACGCUGCUGGCAAAUGAUUAUUCUCUACACACAGAACAUAUUUAUAAAGUGAUUGUUAUUUAUAAUUCGAAUAAUAAUACAAUAAUUUAUAAGAAAACAAUUACA
Messenger RNA from Centruroides sculpturatus (bark scorpion), 2512 nucleotides. RefSeq names its product alkaline phosphatase, tissue-nonspecific isozyme-like. Gene Ontology annotation, biological process: dephosphorylation. The record is from RefSeq and is a predicted model, not a curated record. NCBI's taxonomy places the organism in Eukaryota, Metazoa, Arthropoda, Arachnida, Scorpiones, Buthidae. The transcript is spliced from 9 exons. The coding region runs from base 1 to 900 and encodes 299 amino acids. Gene Ontology annotation, molecular function: alkaline phosphatase activity.